AAAUUUAAGCCACCAAACGAGUCACGAAUAUGAAAAACCAAUUUAAAAUCUAAAACUUGCUAAAACUUUGCUAAAACUUGCUGUCUAACCGGCUGAAAAUAAAAAAAAUGGCUAAUGACGGAGAAGAUGAAUGUUAAUGCUGAUAAAAGACAAAAUUGAGGAUUCUGAUCUCUUUUGGAUUAGUGGAAGAGGGGGGACUAACCACCUACAAUGAACAAUCUAUCCUGAUUUGGGCAUGCAAUAAGGGCAUGUUUGACCAGCUUGAGAAUUCAGAACCAUUAUCAAACAAGUCAUUUGGCCUCAUGAGAAUGAGAUUCCAAAAGCUCAUUUUUCCUUUGGAGAGUGGAAAUGGCUCUUUGAGCGCUAAGAUAUGUCGUUGAAUGUGCAGAGAAAGUCAAUCAUAUGUGGGCAUGGAGGUUUUGGCUGAGUGGCUUCCUUUUCUUACUUCUGCAAGGCAUGCUUCCAGCGAUGGACGUUUUUCUACAGCAGGGUCCUCAAAUGAAGAUGACCUCCAUGACCUCAACACAUCUAACGAUGGCUUUGCUGAUGAUCAAGGGAUAUCUAUCUCAACAUAUCCUUCCAGCCUGGAAUCUUCUGUUGUAAAUAUAGAUUGUGGUUUUGAUCCUGUGCAAGCUCCCAGAGAAAAUGGGCAUGCUUCACCAUUGGCAUCUCCAAUUGCUGACAAAAAGGAAGACACACAAGGGAAAAUCCAGAACAUUCGAAUAAAAUUUUUGCGCAUUUUGCACAGGCUAGAUCAGACUCCUUAUAAUGUUGUGGUUGACCAGGUUUUGUAUCGGUUGGGGGUGGCAGAGCAGAUUGGAGGACGCGAUGGUUUUCCAUUUGGUUAUGACACAGCAAGUGAAAUGGCAGAGCAGCAGGAGGCUGCUGGCCAAGAAGAUUUGGACUUUACAUGUACCAUUCUGGUUUUAGGAAAAACAGGUGUAGGUAAGAGUGCUACAAUUAAUUCUAUUUUUGAUGAAUUUAAAGCAGAAACAGAUGCUUUCCAACCUGUUACAAAGGAGGUCAAAGAGAUAGUUGGAACCAUAUAUGGAAUCAAAGUAAGGAUAAUUGAUACUCCUGGUCUGAUGUCUUCUUCUUCUGAUUAUCACAAAAAUAAGGCAAUCAUGUCAUCAGUUAAGAAGUUUUUAAGGAAGCAUCCUCCAGAUAUUGUACUUUAUUUGGAUCGUCUAGAUUUGCAAAAUGAUGACUAUAGUGAUUUUCUGCUACUCAAAAUAAUAACAGAGACUUUUGGAGCUGCCAUCUGGUUCAAUGCCAUUUUAGUGCUUACUCAUUCUUCUUCAGAUCCACCAGAUGGGACAGACAGAGCCCCUCUUAGCUAUGAAAUGUUUGUGGCUCAUCGUUCUCAUCCUUUACAACACUUAAUACGACAAGCAGCUGGUGAUAUGAGGCUCACACUUCCUGUAUCAUUAGUGGAGAAUUGUCUAUCCUCUCACAGUAAUGGGGUCAACGAGAGUAUUAUAACCAGUAAGGAAGUAUGGAAGGCUCAUUUGUUGCUAUUAUGUUUCGCAUCCAAGGUUUUAGGUGAAGCAAAUGCAAUUUUGAAGCUGAAAGGCAGCAUCCCAGGAAGGCAAUAUGAUGUUAACUCGAGUGCCCCAAGUUUGCCUUAUCUGCUGUCAUCUCUUUUGCAAUCACGAUCACAACCACAUAUACCAUAUGAGCAAGGUGGUGAUGAAGGUGAAUUGUAUGAGGGCUUGGAAGAAUUAUUUGACUCAGAAGGUGAGGAUGAGUAUGAUAGACUUACUCCUUUUAAGCCAUUGUCUAAGUCUGAGUUGAGUAACCUUAGCAAAGAUCAAAGAAGGGCUUACUUUAGUGAGCUUGAGUAUCGUGAAAAGUUAUUCCAGAAACGACAGUGGAAAGAGGAGCUAAGAAGGCAAAAAGCUAAAAAAAGUGAACCACAAUGUAACAAAGAUGAACUGGGUGAAACAGAUGAGGGAAGUACAAGAGGAGAAGUGGCUGUAGCUAUGCCAGACAUACCAUUGCCACCAUCCUUUCAAUCUGAUAAUCCUACUUACAGGUACCGCUAUCUUGAUACGCCUGACCAGUGGCUUGUAAGGCCUGUUCUUAACCCGACUGGUUGGGAUCAUGAUUGUGGGUAUGACGGAGUCAAUGCAGAAAAGAUGUUUGUUAUUGGAAAAUUUAAUACAGCAUCUAUUUCAGGUCAGAUUCUCAAGGAUAAGCUGGAGACCAAUAUUCAAUUGGAUUGUGUUGGUUCUCUGAAGCAUGGAGAUGGCAAAGUUACUUCAGCGGGGUUAGAUGUUCAAACAGUAGGAAAGAACCAAACUUAUACUUUGCAUACAAAGACUAACUUCAGCUAUUUUAAGGGAAAUAAGAUCUUAGGUGGUUUUGCUUUGGCACUUUUACAAGAUACACUAGCAGCAGGCAUGCAGCUUGAAGAUAGAGUAAUGAUAGGAAAAAGGUGGAAAUUUAUUCUGAAUGGCUGCACUAUGAUGGGGUGCGGAGAUGUGGCAUGUGGAUUAAGCUUAGAAGGUACAUUAAGAGAUAAGGACUAUCCAAUUGGCCAGAGUAUUACAAAAAUGAGUUUAUCUAUAAUAGACUGGCAUGGAGAUCUGGCUAUUGGUGCCAAUAUGCAAUCACAAUUUUCUUUGGGACGGAAUCUAAUGAUGCUUACACAAGCAAAAUUGAACAGCAGUGGUUCUGGGCAAGUUUGUAUACGUGCUAGCAGUUCUCAACACCUCCACAUGGCCUUGAUUGGUAUGAUUCCUCUUAUAAAGUCAAUAAUGGCUGCUAAGCGGUCUGAUUUCUCUUAGCUACCAUUGUAAACCACCAUUGGAUUACAAUACUGAUAUCAUAUCAUUCUUUCUGAUUCUUAGAAGAAUGUGAUUUUUUUUCAUUGAGCAGUAGACAUUCUCACAAUCAUGGCUACUGUAGAGUUAUCUACAAAGAGAUGUUCAGUAUACAGCAUUUGAAUGCAUGCCUCCUGUAGUACUAAUCUUUUGUCACCACUUUAGUUGGAUUUAAUAAUUUAGGUGAGCCUCAUAUCACCACUAAUGAUAUACACCGGUGCUCCUUGGUAGGCAUUUCUACACUUAUAUGGAAGACAGUUCAGGUGGUCUUGUUUGCAGUUUGUAGACAAUGCUUUCAACAUAUCUGAGUGCUUUAUUGAAAGGACACACUUCUGUCCAUGAGUUUGCAGUAAGCAUUACCCUUGCAUCAUUAGCAAGCAGCAACCCAACAUCCAAUUGUUUGUCGUCCAUUCCCACAACAUUAUUGUUCCAUGGUCUAGUUUCAACACUUAAUUUAUUAGGGUGAUUCAAUGCAUACAAUUUUAUCCUAUUAUGUUGAUGUAUAUUGCUACUUGUUGCAAAUAAAUAUAUUUUCUAAUUAAAUUCCUCUGUCCAA
Messenger RNA from Cryptomeria japonica (Japanese cedar), 3381 nucleotides. Its product is annotated as translocase of chloroplast 108, chloroplastic. The coding region runs from base 381 to 2789 and encodes 802 amino acids. Gene Ontology annotation, biological process: protein targeting to chloroplast. The transcript has 2 exons. Gene Ontology annotation, molecular function: GTP binding; GTPase activity. NCBI's taxonomy places the organism in Eukaryota, Viridiplantae, Streptophyta, Pinopsida, Cupressales, Cupressaceae. Gene Ontology annotation, cellular component: chloroplast outer membrane. The record is from RefSeq and is a predicted model, not a curated record.